This is a messenger RNA of Salmo salar (Atlantic salmon), 489 nucleotides long. The record is from RefSeq and is a predicted model, not a curated record. Lineage: Eukaryota; Metazoa; Chordata; Actinopteri; Salmoniformes; Salmonidae.
GUCCUGGGCUAUGUUCUGGAGGUUGGUGGUACCUUAAUUGGUGAGGACGGCUCAUGGUAAUGGCUGGAGCAGAAUCACUGGAAUAGUAUCAAACACAUCAAACACAAUGGAUUCAGGGGUUCAGGAGUACUUCACAGAGGAGCUGCGAGCUGAGGGAGUGAGCCACCUGCCCCAGCCAGUGACCAGUGAUGUCCAGAGCACAGAGCGCUACAAAGUGUACACACAGGGAGGGGUCCUGUUCGUCACCAGACGUAUGCUAGUGGUGGACUUCCUCACUGACAGGAUGCCUGCACACUUCAUUUUGGGCAUCAGUGAACUCUGUCCAAAACAGACACAAGCCAGAGGUAGUGGAUGUGUGUCUGACCCUGGCUGUGAGGGCCAUCCAGAGCUCUGGACAUCAUGAACGCCUGUCUGAAGGAGCUGAAGUGCUACAACCCCACAAUGGUGACAGAGAAGCUCUCCCUGGAGAACAGCCUUGGGAAUACCUUC